Messenger RNA from Symbiodinium sp. CCMP2456, 726 nucleotides. NCBI's taxonomy places the organism in Eukaryota, Dinophyceae, Suessiales, Symbiodiniaceae. The record is from the annotation of a GenBank genome assembly.
AUGUCUCCGCCACAGAAGGACACGCGUGAGAUCCUCGAGAGAACGAGGAUGUGCAAGUACUGGAAGGCAAAGCGAUGUACGCUUGGCGCCGACUGCAAGUUUGCCCACUCCGUCGCGGAAUUGAAGCAGCAGCCGGAUUUGGUGGCAACCCAGCUUUGCUUUCAGUUCUCGCGCAAAGGGCGCUGCAAGAAUGGAGAGGCGUGCAAGUUUGCUCACGGCAGAUCCGAGCUCCGGCGCUUCCCGAAUGCGACCAGCAAUGAGACUCCCACAAAGGCCCACAAGGAGCAAAGCAUGCGCAAAGGAGAGAGCCACGAGACUCCGUCCAUCGUCCACCCGGUCCUGAAGUCAGGCGUGGUGCAGAUUCUGCCGGGUCAGUCGGCACAGAGCGACCCUGAGGCCGAGGUCCCACCUCCUUUCCGGGCCCCACCGGGCUUAGUGCCCUGCUGGACGACCCCAUCGGCAGCCACACUCCAGGAUCUCGCUGCGUUCAAUGCGAUUGACAUAAUGUCGUUUGCAUCGGCGCAGCAGCUGCUGUCACAAGGCUACAAGCAUCGCAAGCCUCCUCUGUCUCAUCAAGGAUCGAUGGACUUACCCCUCACUUUGGAACGGAGCCCGAGCAAGAGCCACGACCGUGAGGGAACCGACAGCGCAUCCACCACAUUGCUCAGCGGAUGCCCCUCUGACAGCGAACCUGCCAGCCCUACGUGCGUGCGGUUUUGGCUGUGA